Selaginella moellendorffii is the source of this 2613-nucleotide messenger RNA. Its product is annotated as pentatricopeptide repeat-containing protein At4g02750-like. The record is from RefSeq and is a predicted model, not a curated record. Gene Ontology annotation, molecular function: protein binding. Lineage: Eukaryota; Viridiplantae; Streptophyta; Lycopodiopsida; Selaginellales; Selaginellaceae. The transcript has a single exon. The coding region runs from base 1 to 2613 and encodes 870 amino acids.
AUGGACGAGGAGAUUGAGCUCGUCCGGCUCAUCGAUUCAUGCAAGUCACUCUCCACGGCCCAAUCCCUCCACUCGCGGAUCAAACACACCAAAAACACGUUUCUUCUCAACAAGAUCAUCCAAAUGUACGCAAAGUGUGGGAGUGUCACUCAUGCUCGCAGGGUUUUCGAAAGCAUCGCCACCAAAAACACUAUGUCAUGGGAUUUCAUGCUUGCGGCCUACGCUGGGAAUGCCCAGAUCGAGGAUGCAGCAGACUUCUUCUCCAAGAUGCCCAGGAAAAGCGUCGUUUCGUGCACAGCAAUGAUCGUUGCGUUCUCCCAGAGUGGCCACCUUCGUGACGCAAAGAACACAUUCGAUGAGAUGCCCGAGAGAGAUGCUAUUUGCUGGAAUGCGAUGCUCUCUGCAUAUGCCCGAAGUGGGCAUCUGCAACGAACACAGGCUCUGUUUGAAAAGAUGCCUGAGAGGAAUGUUGCGGCUUGGAACGUUCUUCUUUCGGCUUAUGGCCAAAACUCGAGCACUGAGAUCGCGAAAAGGGUGUUUUAUGAUAUGCCACAACUGAAUGUCUCGUCUUGGAACACACUGCUUUGCACAUAUGCCCACAAAGGGCAUAUCGUCGAGGCGAAAGACAUAUUUGAUUCAAUGCCGGAGAGGGAUCUCAUCUCUUGGAAGGCUCUUUUAUCCGGAUAUUCGCAAAACGGGCUCGUGGAAGAAGCAAAGAAAACUUUAGAGAAAAUGCCAGUGAAAGAUAUCGUGGCAUCAAAUGCAAUGCUCUCGGCGUAUACCCAAGGAGGGCACCUGGAACAAGCGAAAGAAAUGUUCGACCAAAUGGACGAACAAAACAUUGUGUCGUGGACGACAAUUGUAACUGCUUACGCACAGAGUGGGAAUCUCCGGGAUGCCAAGCACAUUUUUGACAAAAUGCCGCAGCGGGACAUCGUAUCCUGGAACUCUAUGAUAGCGGCUUAUGCCCAAAACGGGCAUCUUCACGAAGCUUUGGAGCUUUUUGACGAGAUGCCGCAGGCAAACUUAACGUCCUGGAACACAAUACUUUCGGUCUUAUCUUUGCAGGAGAAAAUAUUCCGCGUUAAAGAAGUUUUCGAUUCGAUGCCAAAGCACGACGUUGUCUCCUGGAACACACUUUUAACAGCGUAUGCCCACAAUGGGCAGCUUGAAAAAGCGAAGGAGACCUUCGAUUUAAUCCCCCACAAGAACCUUGUGUCUUGGAAAGCCAUGCUUUCGGCUUUCUACCAGCACAAGAAUUUGGAUCAAGCAAAAGCGCUGUUUGAUCUCAUGCCAGACCGUGAUCUAGUGUCUUACAAUGCGAUGCUUGCUGCUUAUGCCCAGAGCGGGCAUAUUCACGAAGCAAAGCAAGUUUUCGACGCAAUGUCGCAGAGGAAUCUCAUCUCCUGGACUGCCAUGCUUGCUGCAUACUCUCAAAACAAUCUCCUCGACAAGGCAAAGCUCAUCUUUGACGAGAUGCCGGAUCGGAAUCUCGUCUCUUGGACGGUGAUGCUCUCGGCAUAUGCUCAAAACGGCAAGCUCGAGGAAGCAAAGCUCAUUUUUGACCAGAUUCCACGUCAAGAUUCCGUCUCACGCACCGCCAUGAUUGCGGCCUAUGCCCAAAACGGGCAUUGGGACGAGGCCAAGGCUAUGUUCUUGAGCAGCAAAGAAGAUGGUCGCGAAGAACACGAUGUGAACGAAAUCUCUUGCUCGGCAUUGCUCGCUGCUUACACGAGACACGGCUGCCCGGAUCGAGCAAUAGAUAUCGAUCCAACUCCAAGUGAUCCAAUCUCUCAAACAGCGAUCCUCUCGGCCUACGCGAGAACCGGCUUGAUCGACAAGGCUCGAGAGAUCUUCCUCGAAGCGCCCAAAGAGAACCUCAUCGUCUGGAACGCGAUGCUCUCGGCCUAUGCCCAGAGUGGAUCCCUGGACGAAGCCCAGCACCUCUUCCACCAAAUGCCGCAGAGAAAUCUCAUCUCCUGGACGACGAUGCUGGUGGGCUUCGCCCAGAUCGGCCAUCGGAUGGAUCGAGUGAGGCGAUUCUUCGAUUCCAUGCCCGAGAAGGACUCCAUCGCGUGGAGCGCGACGCUCGCGGCCUAUGCCCACAAGGGACAUCCCAUCCACGCCGCGAACCUCUUCGCGGAGAUCAAAGUCAUGGAUUCCACCGAGCAGAGCUGCUUCGCGUCGGCGAUCCACGCUUGCGGCCACGAGGGCGACGUGAAUCGCGGCAGGCAAUGCUUCGUGUCCAUGGCCAUGGAUUUUGGAAUCGAGGCGAGGAAGCAGCACUACACCUGCCUGAUCGAUCUCCUGGGGCGAGCUGGGUACCUGAUCGCGGCGGCGGAGCUCAUCGAUAGCAUGCCAUUCGUGCCGGAUUCGCUCGAGUGGACGUCGCUGCUGGGAUCCGCAGCGAGCUAUCGCAGCGCCCAGCACGGGAUCAAGGCUGCCAAGCACAUCCUCCGCUCGGAUCCCAAGAACACCGCCGCGUACGUGUUGCUGGGGAACCUCUCCGCGAGGCAGCGAUUGGAAUCAAUCGCGCGGAUCGACCAGGAACGUCACCUGGAAGAGAGAUACUCGAAACAUUCCAGACUCGCCAAUAGGAGUUUGCCACGUUGA